AGAGUAGGAACGAACCAUGAAUGGAAAAGAAAAACGUUUUGAGAGAAGCAACUUCCAAAUAGAAACUUGACUUACUAAAAUAAUCACUUCUUUCCCUUUCUUCACUUAGGGUCAUUCCAUAACUCAACGAUCAAUCAAAGCCAUUCUUUUCUAUUUCACGAUAACUUCAGAUCAGACAACAAAUCAAAAAUCCGACAUCAAAUCAUCAUCAUGGAAUCGAAUGCUGCAAUGGAAAAUAAUCCUAUUCCAGCUGCUGCACCACCUGAGAUGACACUCAACAUCAAAUCAAGGCUUUUUUCUCCCAUAACCUCCAUACGUUCCAUCGGUAUUCCACAAUUAGGAUUUGGAGUCUAUGAUUGUCAUGGACAAAAGUGUAUCGAUGCUGUUUCCAUCGCAUUAAAGACUGGAUAUAGACAUAUUGACACUGCUCAGUAAGAACUCAUUCCUAUGCUUUACCAUACAUGCUACGCCAUACAUGUUAUUCCACAAAGGUUACCUCUGAGAUGAUUUCGACAGCUAAUAAUCACAGAUACUAUGGAAACGAAAAGGAGGUCGGGUUCGCGAUCAAAGAAUACAUGAAAGAGUCCGGCUUAAAACGCCAUGAACUGUUCAUUACGACCAAGAUUCUCACACCUGGUGGAUCGGUGGAUAAAUCCCAUGAAAAAUGUCUAGAUAGCAUUAAAGCUCUCGAUGAUAGUUUACGUGGUUAUGUUGAUCUAUUUUUAAUCCACAGCCCAAAUUGUGGAGCUGAUAGUCGUUUGGAGAUGUGGGAGGCCCUCGAAAGACUCUUCAAGAAAGGAAAAGCACGUCUGAUUGGCGUUUCAAACUUUGGUGUUGGCCAUAUUGAGGGAUUGAAACGAGGAUGGCGACCUCUUCGAUGGAAUGAAUUUUCCGAAAUUAUUUGGCCACCCCAUGUUAAUCAAAUUGAGGUAUGUGUUUCACUUUGUAACCAUUUUCUGCAGGUCUAACUACAUCAGUUGCACCCAUUUUGCCAGCAAAGGACUGUGGUGGAGUACUGUACGACCAAUGGUAUCCACGUUGAAGCUUAUUGUCCCUUGGUCAGGAACCAGAGGAGUGAUGAUACAGUCCUUAAUGGUAUCGCAACCCUCUACGACAAGACUGUGGCUCAGGUAUUGAUACGAUAUUCCAUGCAAAAGAAAUGGAUUCCUCUCCCCAAAAGCGAGACCCCUUCAAGAAUUGCCGAAAACGCCGAUGUAUUCAAUUUUCAACUUUCCGAUUGGGAUAUGUAUCAAAUCGAUAGCUUAGAUGAAGGCGAUAGAGGUUCCAUUGUUCAAGCCGUUACGAAUGAGUUUGAGGAUGAAGUCGAAAACCGUGUUAUCCCUGAGUUCAAGGUCGAGGUUAUGAACAUGCCUGGGAUCGAGUAGCAAUGUGAUUGGGUGGGAUCUCCCAUUAUAUGGAACGAACUUACUGGAUAACUUGCGACUUUGAUAUUUGAAGCUCGCCAUCCAAGAAGGUUCAAGGAUAUUAAUUGAACAUACGUUGCACGAAAUGAGAUACAUCGGGUGGGUUGUUCGUGAAAUUACACUCUGAGUUCACGCCUACAAGUUAGGCGAUUAUUGAAGUAUGCGUUAUACCAAAGCAUCAGUUAGCAAGUUUCAAGUCAAAAAUUUUAAUAAUUU
Sclerotinia trifoliorum is the source of this 1640-nucleotide messenger RNA. NCBI's taxonomy places the organism in Eukaryota, Fungi, Ascomycota, Leotiomycetes, Helotiales, Sclerotiniaceae. The record is from the annotation of a GenBank genome assembly.